AUGUUUCAUGAGGCAAUGUUAUGUCACAAGAGAAAUAUUGAUAGGGAUACUAUUUUCAAUGUUUGCGAACAAUACAAAACUGAAGAUUUGCCUGAGAAGUCAUUGUCAAAUGCUUGUUAUGACUAUGCGGUAGAUAUUGUUAAUCAUGAAAAGAAAACAGUACUUUAUCUUGCAGUUGAAAAUGGGAACAAGUAUGAAGUUCAUGUAAUAUUGGUGAAUUGUCGCAAGACUGAUGAUAUGCCAGUGGGGUUAUCACCUUUGAUAGCGGCAUUAUUGAUGCAUAAUCACGAAAUGUUGAGGAUCAUAAUACAACAUAGGCCAACUUGGAUCCAUACAAGGGACAAACAUGAGAUGCUUCCUCUUCAUUAUGCUGCAUCCCUAGGUUACCUUGAAGGUGUUGAUUUAUUACUUGGAUUAUGUAAAUGUUGCACCAUUCAAAGGGACAAAUAUGGUUAUUUCCCAAUCCAUCUAGCAUCUUAUGGAGGCCAUGUGGAAGUAGUGAAGAAGUUUUAG
Messenger RNA from Lathyrus sativus (Indian pea), 513 nucleotides. The record is from the annotation of a GenBank genome assembly. NCBI's taxonomy places the organism in Eukaryota, Viridiplantae, Streptophyta, Magnoliopsida, Fabales, Fabaceae.